Ostertagia ostertagi is the source of this 1519-nucleotide messenger RNA. The record is from the annotation of a GenBank genome assembly. NCBI's taxonomy places the organism in Eukaryota, Metazoa, Nematoda, Chromadorea, Rhabditida, Trichostrongylidae.
AUGCAUGGCUACGACGCCGGCUCGAACCCUGACACGAUCGCCCGGCAUCUCAGCGUGCCGCUGACCGAGAUCCUGGGACAGCAGAUCGUCAUUGAGCCGCGGCCGGGAGCGGCCGAACGGCUGGCGGCCAGCCAGAUCGCGCGGAUGAAGCCCGAUGGCUACACGCUCUAUCUCAUGACGGGUGGGCAGGCGGUGGUCUCGGCGACCGACCGCAGCCUGAGCUACGAUCUGCUGAAGGACUUCGACUUCAUCUCGAUCGUCACACGCUUCCCCUUCGUGCUCACCGUCGCGCCGGAGUCGCGUUUCAAGACCCUCCAGGCCUAUAUCGAGGAAGGCAAGCGCGAGCCGGGCAAGCUGACCUACGGAACGUCGGGCGUCGGAUCGACGCUCCAUAUGGCCAUGGAGCUGAUCCUCGAGAAGACCGGCGCGAAGAUGACCCAUGUUCCCUACAAGGGUGGCAUCGGGCAACCCUUCAACGACCUCGUGGGAGGGCGGCUCGACAUGCACGUUGUGACCUUCUCGAACGCGCAGCCGCUCAUGAAGACCGACAAGCUGCGGGCGCUUGCCGUGACCUCGAAGGAGCGACAUCCGGGAUUCCCCGACGUGCCGACGGUCGCGGAGACGCGGCUGAUCGACGAUGCGGCGCGCGAGCUGGGCGUCGAUCGCGUCGAGCUGCGACGCAAGAACAUGCUCGACGAUUCGGCGCUGCCGUACCAGAGCCCGGUCGGUCCGUUCUACGAUUGCGGCGAGUUCCACAAGAACAUGGACAUGGCGCUGAAGCUCGCCGACGUGGCGGGGUAUGCGGCGCGAGCCGACGAGUCGAAGAAGCGCGGCAAGCUGCGGGGGCUCGGCAUCAUCAAUGCCAUCGAGCAGGCGGCCGGAACGGCGCAGCCGGAAUACGCCGAGAUCCGCUUCAAUCCGGCCGGCACGGCGGCGCUGCUGAUGGGCACCAAGGCGCAGGGGCAGGGUCAUGAGACCAUGUUCAAGCAGAUCCUGAACGAGCGCUUGGGCAUCGACCCGAACGACGUGCAGUUCAUCGACGGCGACACCGAUCGCGUGGCCUUCGGCAUGGGCACGAACGGCUCGCGCUCGACGGUGCUGGGCGGUUCGGCGCUGUUCAUGGCGGCAGGGAAGGUGAUCGAGAAGGGCAAACGGCUGGCGGGCCAUCUCCUCGAAGCGGGCGAGCAGGACAUCGAGUUUGCCGAGGGCAUCUUCAAGGUGAAGGGUACCGACAAGACGGUGACGCUGAAAGCGGUGGCGAUGGCAGCGUUCAAUCCGACCAAGUGGCCGAAGAGCGGCUUCGAGGGCGGUCUCUACGAGAACGCCACCUAUCUCGGCGAAAAGGACACCUAUCCCAACGGCUGUCACAUCUGCGAGGUCGAGAUCGAUCCCGACACCGGCGAGGUCAGGCUCGACCGCUAUGCCGUCGUCGAUGACGUCGGCACUGUGAUGAACCCGACCGGCCUCAAGGGCCAGAUCCACGGCGGUGUGGCGCAGGGCGUCGGUCAGAUCCUGGGCG